AUGAAUGGUAAAUUUUAUCAAAGAUUUGGAAGAAUUUUUAAUAAUGAUAGGCAUUUAUAUUCAUCUAAAGAUUCAUCAUCAACUACUGGAACUCAAAUGUUUUACAAAUCUCAUCUAGACUAUAUACUUUAUGAAUUAAAUAAUUUCAUUUUAAGAAGGGUUGUUGCUGAAAGAAAUCCAAAUCCUAUGGAUGAAAUUAAUCAAUAUCUUGAGGAUCUUUAUGAUAAGAAUGGAAUGGGAAGUUAUAUAACAUUUGAUAAAUCACUUCCUGGAAUGGUAACACGUGUGGAGUUGUCACCUAAGGAACUUCUUCAAAAACCUAAAACUAUUAUAUAUUAUACAAUAAAUGAAGAAAUGAAUUUAAUAAAUUUUGACUCAGAAGAUUUUAAAAAAUGGUUUAGAAAUGAAAUUAUUUUACUUUUGGAUUUGAUAGAACUUUACAAAAAAAAUAAUAAAGUUUACACAAUGCCUAAAAGAGUUUAUUAUAUACGUAGAAGCCCAGUAAUAAGUAAUCAUUUAAGCAUUUUGGAACUUGAAAAUGAAUUAGACUUUUGUUAUAAGCGUGUUUUAUGCUUAUAUUCUUUGAUUACAACAGAUGUCAUUCGAAAUAAAGAUAAAAGAAAAGGACUAUUUAAGGAACUAAAUUUUGUCAAAGUUUUUCUAGAAGUUCUUACCUAUCAAAUGGAUCUUUCAAAUGUUAGAAUUAAUAAUUUUAUUGAAGAUUUCCUUAAUCAUUAUCCCAGUUCAUCUUUUGGUAUGGGACCUUCUAAACGCCUACAUGAUAUUGUUUGGACAUUGGAUGAUGAAUUUGCCAUUUUAGGUGAUAAUGUUGCAGAUAGUUUAAUUAAUUUACUUUGA
Molecule: messenger RNA, 858 nt
Organism: Strongyloides ratti
Lineage: Eukaryota; Metazoa; Nematoda; Chromadorea; Rhabditida; Strongyloididae
Exons: 2
Coding region: 1-858 (285 amino acids)
Source: RefSeq, a predicted model, not a curated record